Molecule: messenger RNA, 4225 nt
Organism: Lagenorhynchus albirostris (white-beaked dolphin)
Lineage: Eukaryota; Metazoa; Chordata; Mammalia; Artiodactyla; Delphinidae
Product: microtubule-associated protein 9-like
Biological process (GO): mitotic cytokinesis; regulation of mitotic cytokinesis; mitotic spindle assembly
Cellular component (GO): astral microtubule
Molecular function (GO): microtubule binding
Source: RefSeq, a predicted model, not a curated record
GGCUUUGGGGGCAGGGAGGGAGUACUAAGUAUAGUAAUGGAAAUUUUCAAGCAUGCAAAAAAGUUUGAUUUGUUUUUUAUAUAUUUCAGCCACCAUCAGAGGUUGAAUUAUCCCUAUCAUUUGUUAGCCAUUUUAUAAAAUUAGAUGAUGUCUGAUGAAGUUUUUAGCACAACUUUGGCAUAUACAAAGAGUCCAAAAGUCACCAAAAGAACUACUUUCCAGGAUGAACUAAUAAAAGCAAUUACAGCUCGCUCAGCCAGACAAAGAAGUUCUGAAUACUCAGAUGACUUUGACAAUGAUGAGAUUGUUUCCUUAGGUGAUUUUUCUGACACCUCAGUAGAUGAAAAUUCAGUUAAGAAAAAGAUUAAUGAUUUUCAUAUAUCAGAUGAUGAAGAAAAGAAUUCUCCGAAACUGUCUUUUUUGAAAACCAAGAAAUCAAUCAAUGAUGUGAGGAAAGAUGAGCAAGUAGUCUCUAUCAAAAAUGAUGAGAUGGCACCUGAUGGUGGUAAAGGCAUGAUUGUAAAUCCCUUAUCUGAAUCUCAAAAUAAACAACAAGAAGUUGAAAAAGAGAAAAUUAAAAUGGAAACGAAACCGAGAAUUCUUCUAUUCAAAAGCGCAUCUUCAGAAAAUAACAGCAGCCUUGAAGCAGACAACCACUUUAAGCCUUCACCUCGGCCAAGGAGCAUGUUGAAAAAGCACAGCCACAGGGAAGAGAAAGACAGGCUAGGAGAAGACAAAGACACUGCCCUCCAUGAAGAAUUAGAGGCAUAUUCUGCACCUUCAUUCCUCCCAAGGCUGAAUGGCAGACAACCAGAAGCUGAGAAAAAUGCAUUCUCUGAAAACCUUGACCCUGAGGAUGCAUGGUUAACAAGUCUAUCAUCAUCAUCCCUUAAAGAAAGUCUCGGAAAUUCCUCUUCACCAGUAUCUGGGGAAAAAUCCUCCAUCACAGAUCAGAAUGAAGAAUGCACUGAAAACCAUAAUUCCUUGAAAUCAGUUGAAAAUGAAGAGAACUCAGUUUUGAUAGACUUUGUCACUACACUUGAGAAACCCAAGGAAAGUCAAGUGACUACUGAUGACCUUGAAGAAGAAAAGGAGAAAGCUGAACUGAUUAUGAAUGGUAACUUAACAGUUGAUGAUCCACCACUGUUUCAACUUCAGAGUAUCUUAUGCACUGAGUCUGCAAAGAAAAUAAUUCAAGAUAGAAAUAUGAAGAAUAAAAAGUCAACAAAUAAUAGAGCAUCCAGUGCAUCUGGCAGAUUAGUGACAUCUGAGUUCUUAAGGAAACCUGGUUCUCUAAGGAGAACUCCAUUGACAGUUCCCACUUCUCACUAUUUAGGGACUUUGAGAGUCUUGGACCAAAAGCCCUCACAGAAACAGAGUACAAAACCUGCCAGAGCAGAUAACAUAAGGGCAGCUAUUUAUCAGGAGUGGUUAGAAAAGAAAAAUGUUUAUUUACAUGAAAUGCACAGAAUUAAAAGAAUCGAAAGUGAAAACUUAAGGAUUCAAAAUGAACAGAAAAGAGCUGCUAAGAGAGAAGAAGCCUUAGCAUCAUUUGAGGCCUGGAAAGUCAUGAAAGAAAAGGAAGCAAAGAAGGUAGCUGCAAAAAAAAGGCUUGAGGAAAAAACCAAGAAGAAAACUGAAGAAGAAAAUGCUGUGAGAAAAAGAGAAGCACUGCAAUCUUUAGAAAAAUGGAAAGAGAAAAAGAUGGAAUAUCUUAAAGAGAAAAGUAAAAAAGAGAAAUAUGAAAGAGCAAAGAAACAGAAAGAGGAAGAAACUGUUGCUGAGAAAAGGAAAGAUAACGUAACUGCUAUUGAAAAAUGGAAUGAAAAAAAGGAAGCUGUUUUCAAGGAAAAGGAAAAAGAGAAAAUAAAUGAGAAAAGAAAAGAAGAACUGAAAAGAGCUGAGAAAAAAGCUAAAGAUAAACAAGCUCUUGAUGAAUAUGAAAAAUGGCUGGAAAAAAAAGAAAGGAAGGAAAGAAUUGAACGGAAACAAAAGAAACAUCAUCCCUUUCUUGAAAAUGAGGCACUUCCUCCAUGGAGCCCUCCAAGCAGAACUGUGUUCUCAAAAGUGUUUUGAUAAUUCUUAUUCUUGCAUUAUUUAGUUAUUUAUCAAUUCACCAAUUUUAGCCAAACUAAAUUUAAAACUAUUAAUUCAAUUAUUUAUAGUUAGAAGAGUCUAUUUUAAUAAUUAAAUGCCGGUCACUUCUGCUGACAAUGAAAAAGAUGCUUUACAGUUUAAUCAGUGAAAGCAUUGAAAGCAUUUUUGAACUGUAGAUAAACUGCUUCAAAUGAAGAGCUAAUAAUCAUAUUGCUUUUACCAUUGAAAUACAUAACCCUUUUUCAUGUCCUGAUCAUUUGUAUAGUCUGAUGAUCCAUGAUCACUUUCCCUAACCUGUGCAUGUUAUUAGUAUGUUUAUUGUCCAAUAUAAAAAGAAAACCAUCUAGGUACCAUAAUCAUGAAAUAAUUGAUUUUGCAAAUGAUUGCACCUCUAGAUUCGGGUUUUAAAAUGAAUGGUCACUGGGGAGUAUGCAAAUAUUAUUUCUUCUAAAACUAAUCUUUAGCUCAAAGUAGUUGCAUUUGCACUGUGCAAGUUAGACUUUUGGUCAACUGAGGCAGUAGUUCAGUAGAAUCAUGCAAUCACUGAGGCAUUUUCUUUAAGAAUGUUGCCAUAUGUUUUAAUAUGAGUAUACUUUAUCUGUUUUUGCUUAAGUGACAGUCAUAGGCGCUUUAUAAUGAGCAGACCUCUGAAAUGUGUCUUCCUAAAUUCUAUCUCACUUUACUAUUUCAUUGAUAUCAAAAGAUGUCCAUUUCAUGGUAAUUAUAUACAUUACUUACGGAAAUUCCACAAGAGUCCAAGGUCAUUAUCGCUAUUUUUAUUUCCCAAACUAAAGCCAUAAAGAUGAUAAUGGCAAUUUUUGUCCUCUUAGCUAAUCCAGAGUCAUCUACCUUAUAUUUAGAAGACAGCUGUAUGGGAAGGUAAUUUGUAGAAAAUGUCCAAAGAAUCUAUUUAUUUGAUCUCUGCAUAUCCUCAUUAAUCGGACUCAUACUUGAACUGGUCAACUAGUUUAUCACAGACCAAAUAUAUGCUCUCAGAGUUGAAAUGCUACUGCAGCCAAUGAUGCAAUGCAAUGAUAGAUGAGAAAAAAGUUACUAUUUAUGAAGUACCUGUUGUAUCCUCUCUACUAGAUCUUUACAAGUAUUAUUUUUGAUCUUUACAACAACUAUUCAGAGUACGUGUUAUUAGCUUCAUUUUGCAGAUAAAAAUACUGAGACUCAGAGAAAUCAAAGAACUUGCCACUCAUUUAGCAUGUGACUGAGCUGGGAUUAGAGCUAAUGAAGUCUCUCUACCUCUAGAAUUCAGAUGCUCAUGUUCAUGCUCUCAUGUGACCUCAGAGAACUGUAAAUUCUGUCAAGACCUCUGUAUUAUAUCAACCUUAAAAACACAUUUUACUUCUCAGAUCCUAAAAUCAUGUAUUGUUUCCCAGAGAUUAUCUUUCCUUUAAGAAAUAGCUGUUUGUUAUUAGAAACAGUUAACCUCAUUAGAUCUUCAAAAUGAAAAAAAUAAUUCAUAGUAUUUAUGGAGUUAGUCAAAUGCCCGUGUCUAGUAUUAGAAUGUCAGAGCACCCAGCGGGUUAUGGAACUUAGGCUUUCAGACAGUUACUCAGGAGGUUUCACACUCUGAGGAUUAGCCUUCUUGCUGCAGUGGAUGUGCAAGGUAAGAAAGAUGUCGUGGAUCACUUUGUAAGAUCACAUCAGUGCUACAGAUAAAUUUUUAAAUUUCAUAAAUAAAACUGGAAGCCUUUUUAUACUACUGGAACUAGGAGAAUCUGUCGUGAAAUUGAACUAAUUACCAGCAGUAUCAGUAUGGGAUUUAGGGCCUCCCUUAGUUCAUUUGUGUGUCCCCCACAGUACCAAACAGAAAAGAUUAAGUAUUUAUUGUAUUGAAUUCUAUUCAGGGCUUAAAAGAUAUUUGCAAAUUCCAGGGAAGUAAAAGGAAAAAUAGAAAAAUGUACAGCUACUUUUAUGAAUGUGAGAUCUUAAGUGUGUGUGUCAUAGAUUUCACAUUAAAUAUUGACUUAAGCAUUCUGAACAUUUUCUUCUAAUUUAUCAUGCAUAGUGGAUUAACUAUUAUCACCUCUGAGUUGUGAGAAUUGAAGUUAGUUAAUUAAUAUAAAGAAUAUGGCACAUAAGAAAAGACUUAAUAAAUGUUCAUUGUUUUCACUUA